Molecule: messenger RNA, 276 nt
Organism: Clunio marinus
Lineage: Eukaryota; Metazoa; Arthropoda; Insecta; Diptera; Chironomidae
Source: the annotation of a GenBank genome assembly
AUGAACGAAGUUUUAGCAAAGAAUCAAAUCAAUUGUGCAAGCAACAGGCAGCAAAAAAAAGUUGCUUUUGAGUGUUUGAAAUGUAAAGUUGAAUUAACAAACAAUUUGUACAAUCAAUUAGUUGCAUCAUUGGCGCCGGAGGCGUUUUCCGAGUCUGUUGCAGUUCUGGUGCAUUCGUUGAACGUCAACUGGGAAUAUUUUGUGAACGUCAAUGAUAAUUCAAAAAACGCUUAUCGAAGAGCAAUUACGAAUACAUGCGUUUCAGUUAUGACAUGA